Molecule: messenger RNA, 2176 nt
Organism: Electrophorus electricus (electric eel)
Lineage: Eukaryota; Metazoa; Chordata; Actinopteri; Gymnotiformes; Gymnotidae
Gene: brd7
Product: bromodomain containing 7
Biological process (GO): regulation of transcription by RNA polymerase II
Cellular component (GO): nucleus
Source: RefSeq, a predicted model, not a curated record
UAGAAACAAAUCUGCUUAGCGAACACAAACAAGAGGAGCGCUUGGUCAAACACUGACCUGCCUGGACAUCUGGGGUCAAUCAAAACUAUGGGCAAAAAGCAUAAAAAGCACAAAUCCGAGAAACACGCAUACGACGGUUACGUGGAGAGACCUCUGAGACUCGUGUUGAAGGUGGCGGGGAAUGAAGUUACCACAGGAGGCUCUAGUCUGGAGCACAUUUAUGACGAGCAGGUAGAUCACGAUAAACACAAGGACAAGAAAAAGAAGAAGAAAAAGAAAGACGAAAGGGAUAAGGAUAGCCCGCCGCUCUCACCGGGGGACGACAGGAAAAGGAAAAAGAUGACAAAAAAGAGGAAAGGCCAGGAAAUACUGGAUAUGGAGUGGGAUGAGCGCAGCAGAACUCCAGCCCGGUCCGAUAUAUCCCAGGAUAAACCCCUCACUCCCUCACUGGCUAAAACAGAAGAAAAAGAACAGACUCCACUACAGGAGGCACUGAGCCAGCUGAUCAGGCAAUUACAGAGAAAAGACCCCACUGCGUUCUUCUCAUUCCCUGUCACUGACCUCAUCGCUCCUGGAUACUCUCUGAUCAUAAAGAGGCCCAUGGAUUUCAGCACCAUGAAAGAGAAGGUGAAGAGAGAGUGCUACCAGUCCCUGGAGGAGCUCAAGACGGAUUUCAAGAUCAUGUGCGGGAAUGCUAUGAUUUACAACAAGCCAGACACAAUUUACUACAAGGCAGCCAAGAAACUCCUCCACUCUGGGUUGAAGAUACUGAGCCCGGAGAGGCUUGAGAGCCUGAAGCAGAGUAUUGAAUUUAUGGCAGACCUGAAGACACCUAGUAGCAGGGCAGUAGAGGAAGGGGCAGAAGAGGGCUUGGCGGGUGACCCCACCAAAGAGGGGUCGUCGCCGAUGGAUACCAGUGACAACUCUCAGUCGCCUAGAGUGACCAACAGAGACACUCCCAGCAAGGACUGCAAAGAGGAAACCCAGAGGAGCGUGAACCAGGCUGAGCGAGAUCUGGAGGAGAUUAAGAAGAUCAUUGAGGAGUCUGGGGGCAAACUCUCCAGCAGGGGCUUGCAGUGUGAGCUGGACUUUGACCGGAGGAAGACUGAUGGUACAACCACCCUGGCCAUCCUGAACCCAGCUGAGCUCAGUGCCGGAGAUCCAGGGUACUGCUCAGUGAAGCUGGGCAUGCUGGGUAGCAGGCUGCAGACAGGUGUAAACACCCUGCAGGGUUUCAAGGAGGACAAGAGAAACAGAGUCACACCAGUGAUGUAUAUGAACUACGGGCCCUUCAGCUCCUUUGCCCCGGCCUACGACUCCAGCUUUGCCAACAUCAGCAAAGAGGAUUCAGACCUCAUCUACUCCUUCUAUGGAGAUGAGACCAGCCUGCAGGGCUCAGACAGUACUGCAGAUUUCCUGGCCAGGUCUGAAGAGCACAUGAACAGAAUGGCUGACAACAUUUUGGACGUGCUGACCAACGGAGAGCACUACAAACAGCUGAAGGAGGACAAGACAGCCCAGGAACGGGAGGAGCCAGUGAAGAACAUUGCUGAUGCUGAGGUGGUUGGGUCGGACUCCAGCUGCGGGAACGCCGGGUCGGCUCCCACUUCUAUGACGGUUUUAGGUCUCAACCUCCCGGCCGAGAGCUUCAGUUCAGAGGAAGCGGAACAGUUUCAGAAGAAGCUGGACGAGACCACCAUGCUGCUCCGGAGCCUGCAGGAAGCUCAGAGAGAGAGGCUGAGUGCCAAACAGCCCCCUAACACGAUCUGUCUGCUUGCUCCUACUGCCAGAGAGCUGCAGCUAGCGGAGAAGGUGACAGAGAACCUGGCCCAGCUGACCAGCCAGGUGGCUCCAGGCGAUGUGAGCAGUGUGUAUGGCAUUAGGAAGGCCAUGGGCAUCUCCUUGCCUGCUGAGCCCAUGGAACACACACUCACACACCUGACCACAGCUCAUGCUGUUGGUUACCAUUCCUGUGCUAAUUCUGCGGGUUCCUCCUGGUGUCCAGUGUCUGCUGUGGGAACGGAUCUGCUAGAUGAAGCAUGCACGUUCUCUACUGACGUCCCAGCCGUCGCUGUCUAGCAGUGCCAACAGUCCCAACCCCUGCUCUGUACCAAUGGUGCUUUCUUUCUGUUUUUUUUUAUGCAUUUGACUUAAUAAACAUGGUGUUUUUUCAGUA